GUGCUGAUGUGGCUGAUUGCAUCGGUGCAACAGCAGCCAUCGACCCGCCCCAAAACAACAAUGGCAACAACACAAUCGCCCUUUGCGUAACGGAACAGGCCGACACCCCAAACCAUCCAUUCACUAUUGGUUAGCAAAAGCACAAGAGAGGCGAGUGCGUGUGUUUGUGUUACAUACAUGCAUGUCUGGUUGCCAUCUUGUGUCCGUGUCCGUGCUUGCAGAUGCAUUCACUCAUGCUGAUGACGCCAUCGGCCAAGGGGCGACCCCGGUAAGUGCCGGAGUGAAACAUGGAGCACUCCUGUCGACUGUGUCUUCUGCUCAGCUUGCGGAAUCGUUUGGAGGAGAUAAGGAAGUGUCCAAGGCAUUCCAGCGGUCCCUAUGGCUCCGGGCAGUCAUCCAGGUGGCACAGCAGUGGUUCCAGAACAACUUGGGUCGCCCCCCCACGCCGGCCGAGAUAAGGUUCAUCAUCGAGUACAUGAACUACCGACUCAAGCUGCCGCUGGAAGGAAGAGGAACGCACUCACUGCGCGUCUGCAUGUCUGCGUGUGUCACUUGUGCAGACUUCUUUCAGGGCUCGCAGGUGAGUGACACGCACACAAAGGCACACACGGAUGAGUGUGUAUGGGCAUGUGCGCAUGUGUGUGUGAGUCAUUCAGGCUGGGCUGAAGCUGUCGAUGCUGACGUCAGUAAUCCAAGUGUUCAACAAGAAAUGAAGUCUUGAGCAAGAGACAGAACACGACAGACAGAUGAUUGACACC
This is a messenger RNA of Vitrella brassicaformis, 758 nucleotides long. The record is from the annotation of a GenBank genome assembly. NCBI's taxonomy places the organism in Eukaryota, Vitrellaceae.